ACAAGACGCCGUACGGACGCUAUGAUUGAGUUUUCGGACAACCGCCGUGCGCGUAUGGUCCUGUGGAAAAGGUCUUCUACAUCCUGAAGAAACAAUUCAACGACUCACCGUGUUGUGUAGAGCAGCACAGUUGCUCGAUCAUGUCUUCGUCUUUAAGAUUUUGCAGCAGUGGGUGGAUAUGUGCCAGUGUCUGCAUCGUGACCUAUCUCCUGAACUACGGCCUCGCCUCUCCCGUGGUUCGUAUACACGCAGGAUCUGUGAAGGGAAAACAAAUACAAACCGAUUAUGGUGAUGUCGACGCCUUCCUCGGAAUCCCGUACGCGCAGCCACCAGUCGGGAACCUUCGUCUGUCUAGGCCGCGACCUGCUGAAGCCUGGAAUGGAACCUACGCUGCGACCAAGUUUCCUGCUCCAUGUUUUCAACCAGACCAGGUAUUCAACAACGACGCGCGGCUAAACUAUUCUUCGUCUUCUGAAGACUGCCUCUACAUUAACGUCUGGCGGCCAGCAAGCGCCUGCAUCAACGAAUCGGCUUGCGAGACUGCGGAGCUUCCUGUACUGGUGUUUCUGCACGGCGGAGGCUUCCAAUUCGGGGAUUCCGGACUGCGCAUAUACGACGGCACAAACUUCGUGGCACGGACGAACGUGGUCUUCGUUAGUCUAAACUACCGCGUGUACUUUUACGGGUUCCUCUCUGCAGAACGUCCAGCUCUUCCGGGAAACAUGGGCCUCUGGGACCAGCUCAUGGCGCUCAAGUGGGUGAAACGCAAUAUACGUCGUUUCGGCGGCAACGAGCGAGACGUGACGCUCAGUGGUCACAGCGCGGGCGCAAUAGCGGCUGGCAUGCACGCCCUUUCACCACAAAGCCGGGGCCUCUUCAGGAGGCUGCUCCUGCAGAGCGGCACUCCGCUCACGAUGAUCGUCGCGCUCUCGUACAGCGGAAUCACUAAGUUCGUGAACACUGCGGUCACGCUAGGCUGCUACGACACUGGCCUAAGUCUGGACGCGCAGAUUGGCAACGUCGUUGGCUGCCUCAAGCGCCUGGACCACGUCUCGAUCCGCACCAGAAUGGCGGCAGUGAACAUCAAGCGUCAAAUGUUUCUUCCGGUGUACGGCGACGACAUGCUGCCUUUCCACCCGCUGGAUGAGAAGAACACGGAUAUACACAUCAGAGAGGUGUUUCUCGGGACUGUGCGGGACGAAGGGACCUUCAUCGUGUACGCGCUUCGUGCCGCCAUGCCUUACCUAAUGCAGUUCUUCGACCUCGACUACAGGCUGGCCGUGACGCUAGGGCUCAAGUUUGCGUUCGACAUCCCCACACACACGGGAAAGAGCAUCGUGCGAGCCUACUUCGGAGAUUACAGCGUCUCCCACGACGACGGCACGAUUGUGGAUAUUCUUUCCGAGUUGAUAGGCGACGCCGCGUUUGACUGCCCCACGAACCUGUUCGCCACGAAGGCGGCAGAGCAGGGCGCCCAGACGUACCGCUACCUGUUCGCAUACAAGCCUUCGUACAGCUUCUGGCCCGACUGGGCUGGCAUCGCUCACGGGUGCGAGUUGCCGCUGACCAUGGGAUCGCUGGGGUCGUUCAAGAGCGAGCCUCGAUUCACUUCGGCCAGUGGAAAGUACGGGGACGAAAUGAGGAACGGAAAGGCUUCGCAGGAGGAUAAAAUGUUCAUGGAAGAGCUGCUGCAAAUAUGGUCCGCCUUCAUUAGGGAUGGGAAGCCAAAGAUUCCACUGUCGAACGCUGAGUGGCCCAAGUACUCGGCCGAGAACCCGGAGUUCGUGUACCUGCAGCCCAACAACUACACCCGAGGCUUUGGUCCCAAGAAGGAACGUUGUGAAUACUGGAGACCGUUCCUACUCAAGCAGAGCGCAGACGUAUCGACUGAGAAGACGUCACGGUGGUCCGAGCCGUCGUCCACGGACCCGUCGCCACCUGCCAAGCCAACACGACCUGCUGUGCAGUAUACGGCUCCCAAGAGUGACGUCAGACUGGAGCUGUACUCUAGCUCGUACAUUCCAGAGCCGUCUAUCGUGCUGUUCACUUUCUUCGCCUUCAUCAUCUGGAUUUGCAUGGCGUAGUUAUAUCCCGAUAGUAGUUAUAUUUCUCGAUAAGUACCAGAGUCUAGAAUCAUCGUCCAUCACUGAGCCAAUCAACUCACUUCCUUUUGGUAUCUUUGUAAGAGUGAGAAAAUAAUGAGGUAACGGCAGGGGGGUCAACUUGCAAAAACAAAAUAAGUACAACUGUUUGUACUGUAUAAUGCAUAGCGAUCUUGAUGUAGCGACUUCAUGGACUUUAUUAGGUAGUGCGCGGAUGCCUGGUUCAAACAUUUCAGAAUGCGAAAGUUUUCGUCAUCACGCAGCUUCCGCCUACUUUUGUACACAUAGAAAAAGUAGUUCACUUUGUCUUCUUUAGUAACUUACAAAAGUAGGGGCAGCUGCGUGACAGCGAUGUUCGUCUUUGGCGCUGUUUCAUCCUGGAAAAAUUUACGGUAAUAAGGCAGGUGGUCAACAAAUAGAAAAAAAUUGAGAGCGAAAGAAAGGCAGAGAGGCUGUCCAGUCUGAUACCCCUCACGUGGGGGAGUGAAAGAGAUAGAGAGAAAGUGAGUACGAAAGUUCCAGAUUAAGGCACGCGCACUUGAGGCACAGCGCUUCUACAGUCGAGCAGAGGCCCAGCUUCUCAUCACCCAGAAAAGCAUGUGAGUGCUUCUUCAAUCAGUAUUCAGUAGGAAUAUUAACUAGCAUGAUUACAGAAGCACUCAACAUUUGUUCGUUUUUGGAGAGAUAGUCCAUUGUGAAUGUUGUGGCCGGAGGCCAGCCAUUUCCAUCAAUGUCUUCUUCGUAUUUAGUGGUUUGUUAUGGAAUGUCUCAUAACGCGUCAUUUUUAUGCUUGAAGCAGCUUCUUUAUAGCAAUAGACACAAAUACUAUCACGGACAUAUGUAAAGGUAACGUUUUAUAUCAGAAGUAAAUAUGUGAUCCUAAGAUAGGUUGCAUGCCUAGCCGCUGAGGUGUGCUUCUCUCGUUAGACUUUCUCAGAAUGGAGGUACAUGCAAAUUAUAUGUGUUACAUAGGCAGUUCUGAAGUGUGAGAUGGUGAGAGAUUUCCAGUGUGUUCUGAGUCAAAUCGGCGACGUGCUAUUGCACUUUCAAGGUGCUGGAAAAGUGCUCUCCAAAUGAAGGGAGCAGAGUGCGCACUUGGUGGAAGUCGCCGCACAUGCUUCGCGAAAUUAUUGUUUCACCUGCUUGGCGACACCUCGAGGUGCAUCGUUGGAUAACCUUGCGACAUAAUUUGCUCUGCUGAGAUCUAAGGGGUCUCUCUUUGCCACAUCAAGGAGCGACGCUAGGAAAUAUAGAGGACUGCCUUUUUUAACGCCUACCCCUCUCAGAAUACGGGCAUUUAUGGCCGUGACAUUCAUGUUGCCUACUACGCUGCACAAACGACCUCUCUGAUAACCUAUUCUGGCGAAUUUUUCUCCAUUACAGCUGUAACAAAAGUCUAAAGUAUUGAUCUGGGAUCCCAGCUGUUUUUGCUAUUUUUGCUCUCUUAAAUUUUUAUCUGCCGCUAUCGCCUUUAUUAGGUGGGGCUCGCAUAGAUGACUCAUGCGUCGGAGUCUUAGGUGUUUGCUCUGCUAAGAAUGCUAUGUCGACUCUGUUGAAAUAUAACGAUUGCAACGCUGCAUGGUCGCAGGUAGCAGUUAAAGUGGGUGCUACAGCAAAGCCCUACUUAGUGAACCAAUUGUGAUUGCGACGUCGCACGUUCAAGACGACUAUCCCGGCGGUCAUUCCUAGGGGAAUACAUAGUAGAAAUGUUGUCUCAGAUGUUCCUAAACGCAUUCAGUAGUUGUUUGUUCCAAUUAGUUUUACCUGGUCCAAUGAUGAAUUAGGCAGGAUCAAAAAUUCGUUGUCUAAGCUUCCCGUCUCCACAGAGACAGCCACAGAAAUACGUGGAAUGCAUUGACCCGACCAUGCCACUGGGCACGUGGAGGCUGACUAUACCAUAAUGUCGACAUCCGGCCUCAUACUGAGCUCACAGUGCUAAAGAACUGUACACGGUGAGAAAAAGGUUUGCUGCGAAGCACCACACGUGCGCCAAUGUCCUUACCUGCAUGGCCCAACAGAUGUGGCCCCAUAAAAUUCAGCUAAAGAAAAUACAUCGUUGGACCAAUGUUGUGCUACAUGGCCUAUCCAAUAGACGGCGGAUUUAGCGAAGCCAAUAUGAGAGUUGCCCAUUCAUGAUUCUCAUUGCUUUCCCAUUUGUGCCGUGAGACUUGCGCGGAUUUACAAUGUAUCAUAUUUUGUAAAUAAAGCACUUUUCCUUC
Molecule: messenger RNA, 4321 nt
Organism: Dermacentor andersoni
Lineage: Eukaryota; Metazoa; Arthropoda; Arachnida; Ixodida; Ixodidae
Biological process (GO): acetylcholine catabolic process; choline metabolic process
Cellular component (GO): plasma membrane
Molecular function (GO): acetylcholinesterase activity
Source: RefSeq, a predicted model, not a curated record